This is a messenger RNA of Impatiens glandulifera, 906 nucleotides long. RefSeq names its product YDG domain-containing protein At5g47160-like. The coding region runs from base 1 to 906 and encodes 301 amino acids. The record is from RefSeq and is a predicted model, not a curated record. The transcript has a single exon. NCBI's taxonomy places the organism in Eukaryota, Viridiplantae, Streptophyta, Magnoliopsida, Ericales, Balsaminaceae.
AUGAAGCCUAUAGGUUUUACUCAAAACAAGGAUUCAAACAGUGCUAAAACAAGGAAUAACAUGUAUGUGCAAAGACCAGUUGCAGUCAAUAGACCUAAAUAUCUUGGAAUAAAUAAACAUGAAUAUUUGGCAUGUUUAAAGAAGCAAAUAUCCAAUGGCUCCAAGCUGAAUGAGAAGACGAAGAUCGGUUCGGGCGAAGUGUUGAAAUCUGAAUUCUACUUGAGCAGGAGUACAAAACAGAAAACAGAGGUUCCAAAGAAGAAGGAAAGUUAUAGUAUGACUGGUGAUAUAUUGCAGAAGAAGUUGAGGAUCUUUAAAAUCAUUUACGACGAUAUGGUGAAUCAAGGUAAAAGUUCUACGAGGAAUUAUUGGCAGAUUAGAUCCAGAGCUGCAAAAGAUGUAGAAAAGAAAUUUGGGAGGUGUUCCCCAAAAGUUGGUGCUAUUCCAGGUGUAAAAAUAGGCGACAAGUUCAAUUUUAGGGUUGAACUUGCCCUUGUAGGACUUCACAUGCCACCACGAUCAGGCAUAGACACCAAUUUUAGUGUUUCCUCAUCAAAUCCUAAUGAACAUAGGGUUUGUACCUCUAUAGUUGUCUCUGAUAGAUUUUACGAGAAUGACAUGAAAAACCCGGAUUAUCUUAUAUAUUCUGGACAUGGAGGAAUAGGAAUGAGAACAAGAACAGGAACAGGAACGAAGGUAGGUGAGGAUCAAAAGCUAGUUGGUGGGAACUUAGCUUUGAUGAAUAGUAAAAGGCGUAAAAAUGAAGUGAGGGUGAUUCGAACUAGAAAGGAAAAUGGAAGACUGGUUUAUGUCUAUGAUGGAUUAUAUGUAGUUGAGACUUCUUAUAAAGUUAGAGGGAGUUCUGGGAAUCUAAUUUUCAAAUUUGGAUUGAAAAGGAUCCACUGA